Drosophila sechellia is the source of this 934-nucleotide messenger RNA. RefSeq names its product Accessory gland protein 26Aa (gene Acp26Aa). Gene Ontology annotation, biological process: mating. Lineage: Eukaryota; Metazoa; Arthropoda; Insecta; Diptera; Drosophilidae. Bases 21 to 788 code for a protein of 255 amino acids. Gene Ontology annotation, cellular component: extracellular region. The transcript is spliced from 2 exons. The record is from RefSeq and is a predicted model, not a curated record.
GCUGAAGCUACUUCUUCGAAAUGAACCUGAUUUUGUUAUGCUCUCAAAUUUUACUGCUGCUUUUUACAGUGGCAAACUGCGAUGGUGAGCACCAACUCGAUUCAUCUAUGGACCUGAAAAGCGAUUCUACGAAAAGUGCAGUUCUAAAAAAUGUUGCUCCCAAAAACGAUGCGACACAGGCCGAAAUAGCCAAAGAUGAUGUAGCUCUGAAAAGUGGGAAAAAGGGCGAUUAUGUAAUGGAAAUCGAUGUUUCUGAUAUACCGCUGGAUGAUUAUCCAAUCAAUAAUUCCAAAUCACGGAAAAACUCUUCCACUCUUCCUUCCCAAAUACUAACAGAUAAGCCCAAUCAAGGAUCAAAUCAAAUUGCGCUCAAGGCCCUGAAACAUAGGCUAUUAAUGGAGCAGAACAAUAAUUUAUUUCUCCGGAACCAUUCCGUGUCCUUGAUGAAUGAAAUAGAGGCCAGAAAAACGGAUAUUAUCCAGGCCCGACAGUUAAACAUCGAUUUGGAGCUGGAGCUUGAGGCUUUGAAACGCGAACUUUCGGAAAUGAAUGCGCAAAACGCUCGAAAGUCCACAAAGUCGUGUAAGAAACGUCCCAGCAAGGAUAUAGCCUCACCUGUCAAUCAGUUGCAGGAAGUCAUCGUCAAGAACACGUAUCGUAACAAAUAUCUAACACUUCUGACACAACUUGCUCAGAAGAUCAAUUAUGAAAUCGCGAACGUCAACAACCCAGCUACCGAUGUGCCCACGGGGAAAAGUCCUUCCGAAGGGAAUCCAUCAACGACUUAAUAGUUAUAAUCAUAUGGUUUUCCAUCUUUUAGGAACAGAAACAAGAACAUGACGAUAGUAUUGAGUCAUUGCAAGACCUUCUAAUUGCGCACUUACUUAUUUUUCUGAUCUUGUUAGCCGUAAUAAAUGCGAUUCAUAACGCUUCG